Molecule: messenger RNA, 1551 nt
Organism: Penicillium olsonii
Lineage: Eukaryota; Fungi; Ascomycota; Eurotiomycetes; Eurotiales; Aspergillaceae
Source: the annotation of a GenBank genome assembly
AUGCCCCUCCAGCCUGACACUAAUCCCGAUCGGGCGGUGUGCGGGCUCGUCUCCAAAGUAAACAAUCAACCUGAACCACAACACUUGCCCGCCCACUUUGCGACCGAACCCCUUGCCUGGUCGAUUGGCUCCUCCGAUAGCAUGUCGCGCAAUUCGAUCGCGAUGGGCUACAACAACCGCAUGAGCUCCCAAUUCCAAGGUACCCAACACCAGGGCCGUGGUCGCAAGAAGGAAGAUGAGAAUGACGCUCUCAUGCGCUUGCCCGAUAAAGAGAUCGCAGGAUGUAUCAACGAUAUCGGAAUUCCCUUUACAUUGGCCGAUCUGGCCAAGCCAAACGCUCAGCAGAUUCAGAUGGUCUUCGAGUGGUUCGCGGAGCUGCUCAUGAACACGACCAAAGAAACUGUGGAACCUGCUAUGCACGCCGCUGCAGAAGAUAUAUGCGGCGACUAUCCGGAUAUCGUUCCCAAUGACACCCGCAAUCUUAUGGGUUUCUUCAUGAUGCUGCGCAAGCUCUUAGCAGAGUGUGGCGUCAAUGAUUUUACUUUCACAGACUUAACAAAACCUACGCAUGAGCGCCUUGUCAAGAUAUUCUCCUAUCUGAUUAACUUUGUUCGAUUCCGGGAAUCGCAGACUCCCGUCAUUGACGAGCACUUCAACAAGACCGAAAAAACGAAAUCACGGAUCGACGAACUGCUCGCAGAGAAUCAAGAAAUGGAACUCCGCCUCAGCGAGAUGCGACAAGAUCUUCAGUCCAAUGAAGCGCACGUAAGAGAGAAAGUGGCUCGAAAUGAUGCGCUUAAGGCUCGAUUACUGGAGCUUGGCCGAGAGCAAUCGCGAGUUGCAGAGACGCUUGACCGCGUUAAAACAGAAAGAGCUCGUCGGCAGCAACAGUUGGAAGAAAAGACAGAACGAACCGUUCGUUCGCGACAAGAAGCAGAGAAAUUACGACCUUACGUACUUGAAUCCCCGGCAACUCUCCAAUCAUCCUUGGCGGAAUUGUCUGAACAUUUGAUGCGCGAGAAGACCUCUAUCGAUGCAAUGGAAAGACGAGCGCGGGCGCUCCAGACCUCCUCAGACACAUUCACCGUCGUUUCUAACGACGUGCAAGCAUGCGUAAAGCUACUUGAUGACAUUUCAGCCGAGCUUCAGAAGGAGGAGGAGGAGGAGUCACGCGCUGCUAGAACAACGGAAGCUAUCUCAGACAGGGGCAAUAGCGUCCGUGAAGUUGAACAGACGGAGAAGCUUCUGCAGCGUCAACUGGCGCGUUGGGUCGAGCGCAUCGAGGCGCUCCAGAAAAACGCGCAAGAGAAAGCAGAAGUUGCGCAGGCACGCAUGGAGGAGCUCCGCAACAUCCAGAAGCAACUCCGCGAGGAGCGCGCCGAGAAGCAGCGAGACAUGGAGCGAAGGCGGAUUCGCAUUGAACAGACAGAGAAGAAGAUGGUCGACCUUAAAGAGAACAUCGAAAGCGAGAUUCAAUCUGCCCACGACCAGUAUUUGAAGCUGGAAUCACACAUAAAACUGUACAUGACAGAGAUGGAGAAGUCUCUGUGA